AUGGUGUUGCUGUUCCACAGCGACAACAGCUACGUAUGUGGGGAUGACGACAAACACGCAGAGGCAAAAAGAGGCGGUCAAAGUAGAGAACAGGAAGCGGAUGCGAUGACCGCCUUCUGGCACGGAAGCGAUCCCAUUCGACUUUACUCCGCGAAAACAUAUGUCGACCAUCCUACAAGCCCCAGCCUACCAGAUCCGAAUUAUAUACCACACAUACCAUACAUGCCAUUAGGCACGCGUCAAACACGACUUGGAGACAACCUGCCAAUACCGGUUGUACUGCCAAACUUGGGUGGUGUGUCGGGUUUGGUGGUCGCUCAAGCCGAAGACGAAAGUGACGAGGAGAGGGACAAAGGCAAGGCAGAAAAUGACAAACCAAAGUCAAUUCAUCGAAAGACGCUGAUGGGUAUCCAUACCUAUAAGACGACGAUAACAGAUGACUGGAGGCAGGAACUAGCAAGCGCAAGCAAUGAUUUAACGAAGAAGGCUAUCUGGAAGUACCCAUUUGUCGCCCCCCAGAAGAUCGAUUUCCCUCUUGCUUAG
Messenger RNA from Alternaria burnsii, 543 nucleotides. RefSeq lists its product as uncharacterized. The record is from RefSeq and is a predicted model, not a curated record. The transcript has 2 exons. NCBI's taxonomy places the organism in Eukaryota, Fungi, Ascomycota, Dothideomycetes, Pleosporales, Pleosporaceae. Bases 1 to 543 code for a protein of 180 amino acids.